AAAUGAGCUUGAAGAGCAAGAAACCACCGCCUGACCCGGUGGCUGUGCUAAGAGGCCAUCGCGCUUCCGUCUCGGAUGCUUGUUUCCAUCCGUCGAGACCCAUUUUAUUCACCGGCUCUUCAGAUGGUGAGUUGCGGAUUUGGGAUACGAUUCAGAAUCGCAUGGUAUCAUCUUCAUGGGCUCAUAGUGCUGCGCAUGGUAUUAUAGCUGUUGCUUGUAGUUCUUGGUUGGGGAACAACAAAAUUAUAAGUCAGGGAAGGGAUGGAACGGUCAAGUGUUGGGACAUAGAAGAGGGAGGUCUCUCCAGGGAACCUUCACUUACAAUCAGGACAAAUUCCUACCACUUUUGCAAGCUUUCUUUAGUGAAGAAACCUAUUUCUCAUACAAGUAAAGGGAAUGGUGAAACAGUUGAUAUAGAAUUUCCCAAUGAUAGCACAGGGAAGAUGGAAAAAGACAAAGAAGAGGGUUCCAACACCUUUGAAGAUCCAUUGCAAGUUGGAUUGACAGAAGAAACAGAAGAAACAUCUGUUGAAGGACUUAAGUUUGUGGCUAUUGCAGGAGAACAGUCUUCUGAGGUUGAGCUUUGGGAUCUCAAUACAGGUGAAAGGACCAUACGGCUACCUCAAGAUGAUUCUGCUGGUUCUUCCAGUUUUUCUAUUAAGCAGAGAGGAAUGUGCAUGGCAGUUCAAUCAUUUUUGCCACCCAGAUCAGAAGGCUUUCUUAAUGUCUUGGCAGGUUACGAGGAUGGUUCCAUUCUGUGGUGGGAUAUACGUAAGCCUGUGAUUCCUGUAACUUCUGUGAAGUUCCACUCAGAGCCAGUUCUAAGUUUAUCCGUUGAUGGAUCAUGCAAUGGAGGUAUCUCAGGGGCAGCAGAUGACAAGAUCUUAUUCUACAAUUUAGAUUAUCCCACGGGUUCAUGUGUUGUUAAGAAAGAAAUUAGUUUAGAACGUCCGGGCAUAUCCAGCACCUCAAUCCGGCCUGAUUGUAAAAUUGCUGCUACUGCUGGCUGGGACCAUAGAGUUAGAAUAUACAAUUAUCGCAAAGGAAAUCCUCUGGCAAUCCUGAAAUAUCACCAUGCUACGUGUAACUCUGUGUCGUUUCAACACUGCAAGCUGAUGGCCUCUGCAUCAGAAGACACGACAGUUGCGCUAUGGGAAUUGUACCCUCCUCAGAAUUGAAUAAUAAAGCUCAUAUUUGUGUAGGGUCGAAACAUACUUUUUAAGUCGCAAAUGGUUUGUCUGUGUUGCACAAGAAGAAAUUAUUCUCUUCACCUCUCUGCUGCUGAUUAUAUACUUGCAUUCAUAGCUCUAACAAAUACCAAGAUUGUGAAAAGAUCGCCAUACUUGAUUUUA
Messenger RNA from Hibiscus syriacus, 1352 nucleotides. Its product is annotated as protein DECREASED SIZE EXCLUSION LIMIT 1-like. The record is from RefSeq and is a predicted model, not a curated record. Gene Ontology annotation, molecular function: protein binding. Lineage: Eukaryota; Viridiplantae; Streptophyta; Magnoliopsida; Malvales; Malvaceae.